UUUCCCACACCAUUUUGAUGUUGUGUUGAUAAUGACUAGAUUAUUGCAUAAUAUGGGAUUUCCACUCAAAUUUCUACUGUUAUUAUCAAUAGCAGUAGUUUGCACAUUAACCGUGUUUGCACAUUGUCAAUUAACAAAUGAUUUAUCAACCUCAUGGAUGGAAGAGAGAUUAUUUGAUCGAGCACGUUGUAAAGCCAACUGCUUGCGAUUAUUCAGUGAUCCAGAAGAACAAAAGGCGCUUCGU
Schistosoma turkestanicum is the source of this 244-nucleotide messenger RNA. NCBI's taxonomy places the organism in Eukaryota, Metazoa, Platyhelminthes, Trematoda, Strigeidida, Schistosomatidae. The record is from the annotation of a GenBank genome assembly.